Messenger RNA from Juglans regia (Persian walnut), 450 nucleotides. RefSeq lists its product as uncharacterized. The record is from RefSeq and is a predicted model, not a curated record. NCBI's taxonomy places the organism in Eukaryota, Viridiplantae, Streptophyta, Magnoliopsida, Fagales, Juglandaceae. The transcript has a single exon. Bases 1 to 450 code for a protein of 149 amino acids. Gene Ontology annotation, molecular function: nucleic acid binding; RNA-DNA hybrid ribonuclease activity.
AUGGAGGCUAAAAGAAUGGGGAUGGGGAUUGUAAUUAGAGAUGAGGAAGGGGAAGUGCUGGUGUCCAUUUGUGAUGUCAGAAAACAUGUUGUAGAUCCUGCUUUAGCUGAGAGUUGGGCAUUAUGGAAAGCUUUAAAAAUAUGCAAUGAACUUGCUUUGUCAAAGGUGAUCUUCAAAGGAGAUGCAGCAGCUGUCAUCAACAGGAUCAACAAAGAUGAGGAAGACCAGUCAUGGAUGGGGCAUAUUCUGGAAGACAUCAAACAUGUUUUUAAAGGGAAAAGGGAGUGGAAUGUAAGGUUUGUGCCUAGAGAUGGGAAUAGAGUGGCCCAUCUGCUAGCCAAACAUGCUCUAGUUCUAGGUGAGGAAAAAAUUUGGAUUGAGGAGGGAUCGUAUGUAAUAUGCAAUGCUGUAUUGCAUGACAAAAACUGUAAUGUCCUGAAUGAUGAGUAA